UUCCAGGCUGAAAAUCCACUGGCUGCCGUGCCAGAGGAGAGUCGUUCUGAGGGAAAAAUAAGCUUUAAAGUUUACAGAAAGUAUUUCACUGCAGGAGCGAACUACUUUGUGAUUUUUAUACUUGUAUUAUUUAAUAUUUUGGCACAGGUGGCAUAUGUGCUCCAGGAUUGGUGGCUUUCUUACUGGGCAAAUCAUCAAGAAAAGCUGAAUGUUACAACAAAUGGAAAUAAUGGAGCAAAUGAGACUGAACAUCUAGACCUUACCUUUUAUUUGGGAAUUUACGCAGGUUUAACGGUGGCUACAAUACUGUUUGGCAUAAUAAGAAGUCUUCUGGUCUUUCAAGUUCUUGUUAAUUCUGGUCAGACCUUGCACAACAAAAUGUUUAAAUCCAUUUUGAAAGCUCCUGUCCUGUUUUUUGACAGAAAUCCUAUAGGAAGAAUCUUAAAUCGUUUCUCAAAAGAUAUUGGCCAUCUGGACGACUUGCUUCCAUUGACAUUUUUGGAUUUUGUGCAGACUCUUCUACAGAUUUUUGGUGUGGUAGCUGUGGCUGUGGCAGUGAUUCCUUGGAUACUCAUUCCCUUAAUUCCACUAUUUAUUCUUUUCAUUUUUCUUCGACGAUAUUUCUUAGACACUUCAAGAGAUAUUAAACGUCUAGAAUCCACAACUCGGAGUCCAGUGUUCUCCCACUUGUCGUCAUCCCUCCAGGGACUUUGGACUAUUCGGGCUUUGAAAGCAGAAGACAGAUUUCAAAAAUUAUUUGAUGCACAUCAAGACCUCCACUCAGAGGCCUGGUUUCUAUUUUUGACGACCUCGAGGUGGUUUGCUGUGCGUCUGGAUGCCAUCUGUGCCAUUUUUGUUAUAGUGGUUGCUUUUGGUUCCCUGCUUCUUGCCAAGACUUUGAAUGCGGGGCAAGUUGGUUUGGCACUGUCCUAUGCAAUCACUCUCAUGGGAACAUUCCAGUGGGGUGUUAGACAAAGUGCUGAAGUUGAAAACCUGAUGAUAUCAGUAGAAAGAGUAAUGGAAUACACGGAUCUCGAAAAAGAAGCCCCUUGGGAAACCAACAAGCAUCCACCACCUGAAUGGCCAAGCCAUGGAAUGAUAGCAUUUGAAAAUGUUAACUUCACUUACAGUCUAGAUGGACCUUUGGUAUUAAGACAUUUGUCUGUUGUUAUUAAACCAGAAGAAAAGCAGUCAUUACUGCAUACAUCUGAGUCUCAGGCAGUGGGUAAUUGCCCUCUGGUGUCUGUUGGAAUUGUGGGAAGAACAGGAGCUGGGAAGAGCUCUUUGAUAGCAGCCCUUUUUCGGUUGGCUGAACCUGAAGGAAGGAUCUGGAUUGAUAAGUACUUGACAUCAGAGCUAGGCCUCCAUGACUUAAGAAAGAAAAUUUCAAUUAUACCUCAGGAGCCUGUAUUGUUCACUGGGACAAUGAGGAAAAACUUAGAUCCUUUCAAUGAAUACACUGACGAAGAACUGUGGAAUGCCUUGGAAGAGGUGCAACUGAAAGAGGUUGUGGAAGAUCUACCUAAUAAAAUGGAGACACAGCUCGCAGAAUCUGGGUCUAAUUUUAGUGUUGGUCAGAGACAGCUGGUGUGUCUUGCCAGAGCAGUUCUAAAAAAAAAUCGGAUCCUUAUCAUUGAUGAAGCAACAGCAAAUGUGGACCCAAGAACAGAUGAGUUCAUUCAAAAGACAAUCCGUGAAAAGUUUGCUCAUUGCACAGUUCUGACCAUUGCACACCGCUUGAACACCAUUAUCGACAGUGACAGAAUUAUGGUUUUAGAUGCAGGAAGACUAAAAGAAUAUGGCGAGCCUUACAUUUUGCUGCAAGAAAAGGACGGCUUGUUUUACAAAAUGGUGCAACAAGUGGGCAAGACAGAAGCAGCUUCUCUGAUUGAAACAGCAAAACGGGUUUACUUCAAGAAGAAUUACCCUGAAGUUGUUCAAAAUGGUCAGCUUACCACAGACUCCUCGCUGGAUCCUUCCUCAGGAUUAUGCGUAACUGAAACUGCACUGUGAUUCCUCAUAGCCACAAUUUUUUUCCACAGAAUAUAAACCUGAGAGCAUCCAAACAAUCGAUGUUCACAAGUGUCAACAGGAGAGGAAAAGGAGGGGACGAUUCUUUGCACUGGACAUCCUUUCUAUUUAAUACUGAGAAGAAAAGUUUUACUAUCCCUGUUUCUUUAAUUUCAGUGCAAUAUUUUUUUUUCCUUUCCAACUAAUUAUUUUUGUAUUGCUAAGGAAAUUAGGCAGACUCAGUUCUUAUUUGAAAGUUAUGUGGUAGAGAUCUCUGUUAUUUAAACAGGUGCAGGACACCUAACAGAUCUAGGGUGCAUCUUUGGAAUUUAUUAAAGAAAGAUUGGAGUGUGUCCCUUUUCUCAGUUGGAGAUACUUUGAGAGCAAGCAACACCAAAUUUUUUUUAGUGUCACCAUACCUCCACAGCUGUGUCUAAACAGCAGGUUUGGUUGUAUACAACUUAGCUUCUAACACAGGUGUCUCUCUACCUGUCACAGGUAUCUAUGCAGGUGGUAGAAAAAAAAAAAGAAUUAAAAGCCAAAAACACUUCCUUUUUUGAUAGCAAAAAGUACUAUAUACUUAGAUUUUUUUUAUAUAAUUCAAGUAAUGCUGUUCAAGAUGAAUGUAAAUGUAAGUUUUAUUUUGCUGAAAUCCAGAUGCUGAAAAAUCAAUCUCAGUCUUCUGUACUUUAGAAGAGAACAUUUGCACUGAAGAAAUAUUUAAAUAAUUUAACAUACAUUCCUCUUUUUAUCCAGGUUAUCAGAGAAAAAAAAAAAGUAUUAAAAUAACUUGAGGAAAUCUUUGAAUGACAUGUCAUUAUACCUAAAUAGCACGUAGUACAAAGUUAUCUUCAACACACCACAUUGAAAUGUAUACGUUAUUUGCAUUUAUUGUGCCUUAAUAUUUGUGCCUUCAAGCCAAAGCUAUAACUGCAGGGUACACAACAAAUUCAUUAAAUAUAUGUUAAAAAUAUCUAGCCUUAAUAUAUUUAAAGUUUUGCAUCAAGGAUUCUGUUGAACUUGUGCUGUUUGAAGUUACCAUACUGCUGGAGUAGGUAGGGAAGUGCAACCCUUAGGUUUGAAUGGCUGUUGCUGGUACUGAGGAGAUUGCAGUGAGAGAGAGAUUCUUUAUUUGUACACCAUGUCCUGAUUCAGCAAAGCACUUCAGUGUAAAGGCACUAUUCCUGUGGUUUAAAAAGUCAGGCAAGUGCUCUUCUGCUUCAGAGCUUUUUUGUCUUCAGUGAGAUACCUACCCUUUGAGGUCCAGUACAGAAUAAAUCUGUUGAAAUUAUUGUCUGAAGUGACAGAAGGCACUAAAAAACAACUCUUCAGGAUACACAGAACACUGUGCUUUUUAGAAAAAGAAAAAUAAUAAAAAAAAGAUGCCUGCUAUUACCUUGGUAAGCUAAAUAUUGCUUACCCAAUGUUCCCCCAAUAGUCGAAAAUUAAGGUGAACACAAAUGUUUCUCAUUUCAAGUCAUUUUUCCAGCAAGUAAGUUGCUGAAAUACAGGAUUGUUGCUUCUCCUUGUUGAGAAGCAAACUGAGGCCAAAGCCUGUGCCUGAGGACAGGGCUCAUCCAGGAGAGCUUUGUCCUGUGCAGAAGUUGGUGGUGAGAGGCAGAACCUUCUUUCCCUGCUGCCUGCACCCCCACCAGUUGGCUAAUCUGGUGGAUGGGAGGAAAAGACACGCGCUGGGUGUUUGAUUUGCUGGCAGCAUCCUCCUGUACUGUUAGCAGGAAGGUACACAACAAAGCACUCUUGCCCUUAGCUUUCUUUUGGCAGUCUCCAACACUUCUGUGGGGUGUAGCUCACUAUUGCAAGUGUCUCUGUGAUAAGUGGAACUGAACUUCAUGUGGGUUUUGUCCUUUGUCUGGUGUUAAAUACAAGGCAGUCAGGGAUGACUACGUGUCCCCAAAGCAAAGUGGCACAGAUUGGCUCAUGUAAGCAGCAAGCUGAUAGCUAAUCCUUCUCAGAGCGCACCAGCCACAGCCUCUUUUCUGGAUCACUUUGCCUCCUAUGUACCUAGCACACAAAACACUAAUGUGUUUUGUUUUGUUUCUUUUCAAUUCAAGUGGUCUCAAAUAAGGAUAGGGCUAUUCUGCAGCUCAGCAGAAUGUAUUGCAGAGCUAUGUGAAGAUGUAGAGAAGUGUUUGAGGAUGUAAAGUCAUAUGGGAUAAUGCUGGGGGAUUGUGUAGCAUGGAGAAAGCUCAGCCUUGCACGGUCUUUCUUGUCUGUAACUGCCUUUUGGAAGCGGUCCAUGGCAUAAACCAUGUCCAAGCUCUGCUCAGCCUUUAUCAUAGAGAGAUCCAGCUGGAGUGCUCCAAAACAGAGCCAGAGUGAGCUGACUGUGACAGUGCAGACAGCUAGCAGGGACUGGAGCUUGAGCUCAUGCGUUUCCCUUUUUUAUUCAGUAGUUUGGGCAGAUGCACAGAGUCUACCCAUGCUUUGCAAUAUUGAAUUAUUUUGCUUUCUAAAUAGUUCAUACAAGAAAAUAAGUGUGAUGUAUAAUACACUGAGACUUUUAAAUGCUCUGAGAGAACAGUAUGUUUUCGUGGCUGUAUAUUUUGUUUAUAUUUUUUUUAAAUGGAAAUCAAGGAGAUCUAUAAACUGAGGGUAUAAUUACAGUUUUAAUUCAUUUCAGCUCUGAAAUGAAACUAUGGUAAGUUGUAUUUCAGAGCUGAGCUCCAAGAUGCUGACUGCAGCCCACUCACUGGUAUGAGACCCUGACAAAUUCAGCUAUCGGUCUACAAGGCAGAGUUAAUUUGAUCCUGCAGCUUUUUGAACGUGCACAAAAAUGCUAGGUAUCUCAAAAUGCAGAUCCUGCUUUUUCACAUGUUUUGACAGGAUACGACUAUCUGUAGGUAUCAGAAAUCAAAUAUUUAAAGAAUCACACUUGAAAACCAUACACGACUGAAUAGAUCAACAGAUAGUGAGCCAUUUGUACCUGUCGUUGCCAUGAUAUCCACCUUUUUAGUUUAGAGUAAUAAAUAUAUUUCAGUCAGGAAGUUGUUUCUUUAGAUUAUUUUGUUGCUUGUUGUUGAGAGUUGUUGUGAGUAGUUUAGGUGACUGUUGGUUAAGAUGGACACGCCUAUUUAAUUUUAGGUGGGUGACAAAGUGCAUCGUGCCUGAAAUUCGAGGAUAAGAGAGGACUUCCUUUUGAACGUCAUGGUCUGUUGUAUGUACAACCAUGUGUUUUGUGUUUCCUUCUAAAGAAAAGUUCAAAUAGUUCUAAAUUUCCACUUUGAAAAUGUUUGUGUUUGGAGAAAUGUUUGGAGAUAGUAAAGCUGCUUAUUUCAAGCUACAUUCCUUCAUGGGGAUCUUGGAAAAAGAACUCAGUCUUCAACAUUAUUAAAGCCUUUAAAAUGUUUCUUCACCAUAAGGUGCCUUAAGGUAUUCCAGAGUCUAAUAGACAAUUCUGUGCAGAAAUACUGCACAUCAUCAGUUGUGGGACUAUUGUUUGGUUCAAAAGUCUGGGAACAGCCUCUACUUAAGAUCAAAAGAACUGCUCCUCAGACGUUCAUUUUGGUAUCUCUUUGCUUUACCCGUCCUUGAAAGACCACUGGGAGAGUCAAAGCCAACAUGGUUCUCGAUAAUAGGUUAUUUCUAAUUUUGCUUAGGUUAAGGGCAAAAUUCUGCUCCGUGAGUUGAACCACAGUUCACUUGCCAGAUAGUUUUAGUCUUCUGUGAUAUCACUCAUGCUCCUCUUUGGAAGAGGGAGGACCUCCUUCUGACCAAGAUUAGCAGUGCUGGUUGAUAAAGUGAUACUGACGGUUUCUUUUAACCUUCCCAGUACACAUUUGAAAAUAAGGUGGUGGAAAGAACGAGGAGACAAAAGAUCUAAGUGGUAUAGAAAUUUCAGUGAAAAUGCUGCUUUUUGUGUUAAUCCGACCCUUCCAAAUGUCUCACCUUGAAGUUUGAGGGGGAAAGGGGAAGAUACUGACAUCACUUACAUCCUGUAAUGAUGACGAGCUUCUGACACAUCAGCCGAAGAAUGUGGCUUUCUCUAUGUUUCACAUUGUGUAACAUCGCACUGCUUUUUCAUCAUUUUAACCCUGUUUCUGUUUUGUUUUGGUUUUUACAUUUGUGUAACAAUUUGAUUCUGUUAUUUCUGUGGAAUGAUUUCUUUUGUCGACAUCCACAACAGCUUCUGUCGUACAAUAAAAUGUGUUUCUCAGAA
Molecule: messenger RNA, 6187 nt
Organism: Meleagris gallopavo (turkey)
Lineage: Eukaryota; Metazoa; Chordata; Aves; Galliformes; Phasianidae
Source: RefSeq, a predicted model, not a curated record